Molecule: messenger RNA, 869 nt
Organism: Manduca sexta (tobacco hornworm)
Lineage: Eukaryota; Metazoa; Arthropoda; Insecta; Lepidoptera; Sphingidae
Exons: 5
Coding region: 77-700 (207 amino acids)
Source: RefSeq, a predicted model, not a curated record
ACUGUCCAAUCUGUCUUUUCGACAUUUAUAUAUUUUUAUAUCAUCACAUUAUUUUUAUGUGAUUUUUUUUAUAAUAAUGCCAUUCAAAUUACCCGAUGUGGACAGAUGCUGUGGUUGUGUCACGGAUCUGAAGGCCGCGGCCGCGAUUAUAGCUGUUCUCGGAAUAGUGACGAGUCCGACGGUAUCAUGGGCAGUUGUGCGUCACUCUUAUGUGAUUAGAGUGUCUUGCUUUAUAACUACCAGCGCAACAAGACCCGACAUAGUAGACAUAAACCUUAACAAUAUUUUAAGCUUUGGAUUUGGCGCUCACGCCGGGUUGGGACCAUCCUGCCUUAGUCCUCCUAAACUAAACAAAACUACUUUUCGACUUACCGAAGGAGAACAGUCUACGGAUUUUGUGCGCACUACAAAAUAUCUGGGAUGGAUUGUCCUGGCUGCAGAUAUGAUUCUUUUAUUUUGUAGUGCUAAUUUGCUUAUUAAGAUAUUUAAGGGGGCAUCCAAGCAAGCAGCAAAGUUUUUCAUGAUUUCAGCCUCAAUAUCGAUGCUGUUUUCAUUUAUUUAUGGCAUGCUUUACGUUUCUGCGUGCAUAUCUGUCGGUGGAGCGUUUCCGGUUUUCGAAUUCAUCUUUUCAUUAGUGGAUGUGACGAUGUGGCUCUACUUUUUAAUAGUGGUUAAUUCCUACAGAGACAAAACUACAUAAAGGGAGUUCUUGUCUAUAAUAAGCAAAGAAGAUGAAGUGAAAUCUAAUAAUUAUUUCCUCCAUGAAGAAAAAUAGUGGCAUAUUAGAUACCGCAUGUUAUAAGUCCAUUGAGAUCAUUUGUAAUGUGUUUUUAUUUUGUAUACUUUUUAUAAUAAAUGAUCAUUUAGAA